This is a messenger RNA of Carica papaya (papaya), 807 nucleotides long. The record is from RefSeq and is a predicted model, not a curated record. NCBI's taxonomy places the organism in Eukaryota, Viridiplantae, Streptophyta, Magnoliopsida, Brassicales, Caricaceae.
CUCGUCAAGUUGCUUUGGCUGAAGAAGCUCGUCGUAAGGCUGAAGAACAGAGGAAAUUUCAGAUGGAGAGAAGAAAACAAGAGGAUGAGCAGAAACGGCUUAAGCAAGAGGAAGAACAUUUUCAGCGUAUCAAGGAGCAAUGGAAGAGUAGCACCCCUGCAACUAGUAAGCGGAAGGAGAGACCUGAAAUGGAUGAUGACGGCGGACAUAGUGAGAGGAGGAGAAGAAAAGGAGGAAAGAGGAGCAAGAAAGAAAAGAGCUCAAGGUCUCGUUAUGAGACAGAGGAAGGGGAAGCUGGGAUGAUGGAUGAUCAUGAAGAAGUGGAAGAUGAAGAUGCCAACAUUAAUUAUCAGGAGACUGCAAAUCAAAUGAAUGAUCAGGACGAUGAACCAGCAGAGAAUGCUCAGGAUCUUCUUGCAGCUGCUGGGCUUGAAGAUUCCGAUGCUGAGGAUGAGGCUGCACCUUCAUCAGCCAUGGGUCGGCGGAGACGGGCAUGGGAAGAAUCAGAUGAGGAUGAGCCAAUAGAUAGGCAGCCUGAUUCCAGCCCUGCCAGGGACAAUUCUACUGAACUUCAGGAUAAUGAUGCAGGAGUUAGAGAUAAUAAUGUAGAUGAUGAUGAGGACUGAGAUCAAGCGUCUUGAGUUUCUGCGAGGGUUUUCUAUAUAUUACUUAGGAGAAUUAAUGGAAAACGUCGAUCCGGAGGAUAAAUUGUUUAUAAAAGCUGCUGUUUUUCUGUCUGUAUUUUUACUGAAUACCUGAGAAAGUUUCAUCUGUUAAUGUUGUAAAUUAAUGCUCAUUUUACUGUGA